AUGGGUAAGAUAGCCAGUAUUGAGUACUUUCGCGUACCACCACGAUGGCUCUUCGUCAAGAUCACAGACGAGCACGGCAAUUCCGGUUGGGGUGAAGCUUCACUGGAAGGCCACACUCAAGCAGUCGAAGGAUGCUUAGAUGCCUGGGCAGAGAGAUAUGUUGGGUUUGAGGCUGAUGAGAUUGAGCACAUCUGGCAAAUGUCAUGGCGAACUAGCUUCUACCGAGGCGGACCAGUGUUUAUGAGUGCACUAGCAGGAAUCGAUAUUGCACUUUGGGAUCUCAAAGCGCGAAAGCUAGGCGUACCGAUUUAUCAGUUGCUCGGUGGGAAAGUGAGAGAUAAGCUGAAAGUGUACGCUUGGAUAGGCGGAGAUCGGCCGGCUGAUGUGUUGGUGCAAGCGCAAGCCAGGAAGGACCAAGGCUUCACGGCCGUGAAAAUGAAUGCCACAGAAGACGCCGCCUGGCUCGACUCUCCCUCCAUCUUGCACUCAGCAGUCGAGCGACUGAAAACUGUAAAAGAUCUCGGCAUGGAUGCAGGCAUGGACUUUCACGGUCGCAUCCACAAACCCAUGGCCAAGCAGCUAGCCAAAGCCCUCGAGCCGCACCACCCCCUUUUCAUUGAAGAGCCGCUCCUCUCAGAGCACAUCGGCGGCAUCAAAGCUUUGUCGCAAAUCACCUCGUGUCCCAUUGCUUUAGGCGAGAGGCUACACAGCCGCUGGGAUGUCCGUCCCUUCCUCGAAGCAAACUGCGUCGACAUCCUGCAACCAGAUAUCUCACACGUAGGCGGCAUCUCAGAAAUGAAACGUAUUGCCUCCAUGGCCGAGACAUACGACGUCGCAUUAGCACCGCACUGUCCAUUGGGACCCAUUGCGCUCGCUGCCUGUGUGCAAGUGGACUGUACGCUUGCGAAUUUUGCGAUCCAGGAGAUGAGUUUGGGCAUUCACUACAAUGCCGGAAGUCAAGAUUUGACGAGCUAUACGAAGAAUCCUGAAGUGUGGGACGUGAAGGAGGGGUAUAUCGAGCUGAUGAAAGGCCCGGGUUUGGGGAUUGAAGUCGAUGAAGAGAUGGUACGACGGUUGAGUAAAGACGCAAAGGCGUGGGUUAGCCCUGGGUUCAUUGGACCUGGCGGAGAGGUUCGGGAGUGGUGA
Messenger RNA from Dothidotthia symphoricarpi CBS 119687, 1146 nucleotides. RefSeq names its product mandelate racemase/muconate lactonizing protein-like protein. Gene Ontology annotation, biological process: D-galactonate catabolic process; amino acid catabolic process. NCBI's taxonomy places the organism in Eukaryota, Fungi, Ascomycota, Dothideomycetes, Pleosporales, Dothidotthiaceae. The coding region runs from base 1 to 1146 and encodes 381 amino acids. The transcript is spliced from 3 exons. Gene Ontology annotation, molecular function: galactonate dehydratase activity. The record is from RefSeq and is a predicted model, not a curated record.